Messenger RNA from Raphanus sativus (radish), 2355 nucleotides. Its product is annotated as cysteine-rich receptor-like protein kinase 11. Bases 100 to 2166 code for a protein of 688 amino acids. The transcript has 7 exons. Gene Ontology annotation, biological process: protein phosphorylation. The record is from RefSeq and is a predicted model, not a curated record. NCBI's taxonomy places the organism in Eukaryota, Viridiplantae, Streptophyta, Magnoliopsida, Brassicales, Brassicaceae. Gene Ontology annotation, molecular function: protein kinase activity; ATP binding.
UCCAUUUGCUAUUAAAGGCAGCUGAUAAGAGACGAACAUAUGAGUGAAAUACCAAAGACAAAGAUUUUGCUUUUUUUGCUACAUUCUUUUAAGUAAAUUAUGAAACAGAGGAGUUUGUUUUCAAUCCUCUGUUUUGUCUUCGUAACCUUUGUCGUUACUUCGGUUUCAGCACAAGACGUAUGUAUGGACAACGGGCAUUUCAGGCCAAACGAUACUUACGUCUCAAACCGCCGUCUCAUCCUCUCUUCACUUCCUUCCAACGUCACGUCUCAAGAUGGCCUCUUCUUCAACGGUGCAAUCGGACAACAACCCAACCGUGUAGACGCAACAGGGAUGUGCAUCCCAGGAUCAGCUCCACAGGACUGUUCCGACUGUAUCAAGAUCGCGUCUGAUGGUUUGAUACAGAGCUGUCCUAACCAAACAAACGCGUUUACGUGGCUAGGUGAUCCCACGCUUUGCCUUGUCCGCUACUCCGACACUUCUUCCUUAGGAUCUGAUGAUCUAACUCCGCGUCGUAUGGUCACAAACGGUGAAGAUAUAGCCUCGAAUAUAACAGAGUUCAAGAAAACAUGGGAAGACUUGAUUGCUCGUAUGAUUGAUGUUGCCUCCACUGGAAAAAACACACCGUUCUCUAGUAAUAACCAUUACACAGCUAAUAUUGCAGCCUUGACAAGUUCUCUGAGUAUGUAUGCUUUGAUGCAAUGCACGCCGGAUGUUUCUUCUCGUGAUUGUAAGAUCUGUCUGAGACAGAGCGCAAAUGACUUCCACUCAUGCUGUCUUCAGAAGCGAGGAACUCGUAUUUUGAGGCCAGUCUGCUUUUUCCGGUGGGAGUUGUAUUCAUACUCUACGGCUUCUUUUGUUAAUUUUACGGUGGCUUCUUCUUCUUCUUCUUCUUCUCCAGCUCUUGCUCCUCUUCCUCCUGUGGCUGUGCCACAACCUGAUCAUGACAACACCAUUGAUACUGCAGAUAGGAAAAGAAACUCAUCUAAAGUUGUUGCGGACAUCACGGUUCCAAUUGUUGUUACCGUCUUUAUACUUCUUGUUCUUGGAGUUUUUCUUUGUUGGAGAAGAAAGUCAAUGCAAAGAACUCAAGUUGAAUCUGAUAGUGAUAUUUCAACUCCACAUUCAUCGCAAUACGACUUAAAGACAAUUGAAGCUGCAACAAACAAGUUUUCGAGUAGUAAUAAGCUCGGUGAAGGUGGAUUUGGCGAAGUUUAUAAGGGUACGCUUUCAGAUGGAACAGAAGUGGCUGUGAAGCGACUGUCGGAAAAGUCAGGACAAGGGAUAAGAGAGUUCAAGAACGAGGCUGUUCUUGUCUCAAAACUUCAACACAGGAAUCUUGUCAGACUUCUUGGAUUCUGUUUGGAAGGAGAGGAGAAGAUUCUGAUCUAUGAGUUUGUCCCCAACAAAAGCCUUGACUAUUCCCUAUUCGACCCUGACAGGCAAAGUCACCUAGACUGGAUUCAGAGGUACAAAAUCAUCGAAGGGAUUGCUCGAGGAAUUCUUUAUCUUCAUCAAGAUUCACAGCUCACAAUCAUACACCGUGAUCUCAAAGCCAGCAACAUUCUCUUAGAUGCUGAUAUGAACCCCAAAAUUUCAGAUUUUGGGUUGUCCACAAUCUUUGAAAUGGACCAAACUCAAGGCAAUACCAGCAAAAUUGCUGGAACCUACGCUUACAUGUCUCCUGAGUAUGCAAUGCAAGGCCAGUUCUCCAUGAAAUCUGACAUUUAUAGUUUUGGAGUCUUAGUUCUCGAGAUUAUAAGCGGAAAAAAGAACAGCGGCCUCUACCAGAUGGAUGAAACUACUACUGCUGGAAACUUGGUCAACAAUGCUUGGAGGCUUUGGAGAAAUGUGUCACCACUAGAGCUGGUGGAUCCGGCCAUUGGAAGGAAUUAUCAGAGUAAUGAAGUCACUAGAUGCAUCCAUAUUGCACUCUUAUGUGUUCAAGAUAAUCCAGAUGACCGUCCAAUGUUAUCAACUAUCAUUUUGAUGCUCAUUAGUAACACAAUGACUAUACCACUGCCUCGCUUUCCGAGUUCUUUCAUGUAUAGCAGGAACAAACUAGAUCAGGUAUCUGAAGGAUACGAUUCAAGUCAAUUCACAGGACAAAGAUCUGUUGGUUAUUCUGGUAGUGACGUGACAAUUUCUGAUUUAGAGCCUCGUUGAACAGAGGAAAUAUUCUUUGUGAUGCGAAUCUGAGUUAUGAUUCUAUUAUAUUUUCUUAUUUUGUGUGAUUUUAAAUUGUGGUAAUGUUUGUCAUCUUCCUAUCUUGCAUUCUGGUCUAAUGGCAUUCUUAGGAUAUUGAUUUUCGGAUAUAAUUUUUACUAUUAAGUAGACUUUGAUGUGUUGAGGAUU